Molecule: messenger RNA, 2166 nt
Organism: Ceratitis capitata (Mediterranean fruit fly)
Lineage: Eukaryota; Metazoa; Arthropoda; Insecta; Diptera; Tephritidae
Gene: ImpE2
Product: 20-hydroxyecdysone protein
Exons: 1
Coding region: 332-1927 (531 amino acids)
Source: RefSeq, a predicted model, not a curated record
AGCUGAAAGUGAAGCAACAUUUGACAAUUCCAUCUUGUUUAAGUUUGGCCUUCAGUCACUUCCACAUCGUUCGUUCCGUUUGGCUGUUUGGACUGUUGGGUGUAGGCGCGCGCACAAACGCUUUGGUUGAGAGUGAAAUUAUUUGUUUACCUGCACAUAUAUGUAUAUACUCGUAUAACUGUGUUGAAAUCACUACUUGCUAAUUAAAGCGUCGCACACCGCAAGCUUAUCGUAUUUGCAUUCAAAACAGUUGUUACAACAACAGCAAAAAAGAGAAAUAGAAAACAUUGAUUAACACCUGUCAACGAGCAGUAGAUUGCGACAAGUGAAAAUGCGACAGUCAAAAUUCGGCUUAACGCCUACAAUCUUGUUGUUCCUCGCGGCCAGCGCGCAGGCGGGUCUUGUGCAUAGACAAAACCGCAAUGCGAAUUCGAUUGCAGCUACAGCGCCGUUGUUGGGUAGCGAGAGUCUGAUACCAGUGCAAAUCAUACAAGAUGGCCAGCAGUUAGAAGCUGAGCGUAUCAAGGCGCAAUCGGCGCCACUGCAGACAGAUCAAAGUGAACAGCUGAAGAUAUUCGAAGCAGCUGAAAGUCCAGCCCUUCUGCCAGUCGUAAUAGCUGAACCGAAUGAGCAGUCCAUUGAAACCGCUGAGACUGCUGAGAAGGCUAAUAACCUACGCGAGAGUGAACAAAAGCAGGACGUAUUAAUCAUUGAACAGGAGCUCAAGCAGGCUAUAGUUGAUGAGAAUCGUGAACUGUUGCAGGCUGCUGCUGGUGCUGAGACAAUAUUACAAACUGCUGGGGCGCCCGAGCAGCUACCGAAGCAGGCACAGGACAUUAACACGGAAACACGGAGUGAAGUACCAGCCGCUGCGCUCGAAGCUGGCGCACCUGCUGUUCCUGCCAUUGCAGAAGAAGUAAAUGAAAGCGACCCACAAAAAAUACUAAAAUCUGAGUCCUUGGUUGUUGAAAACUUGGAAACUGACGCGCAGAAUGCCGAGCCCACAAAACAACCCAUUUCAAAUGAGCCUCUUGUCGCCGAAGCGAGUUUGACGCCAGGACAAGUGCGUCAGGCAGCAGCCGCAGCAGGCACUGCAACCGCAACCCAGGCAACGCCCGCUCAAACCACUACUCAGCAGAACUUUGUGCAACAGUUAAUACAGAAUUCACCAUUCGGUCAGUUUUUCGGACAGUUAACUGGUCAGCAGCAGCAGCAACAACAACAACAACAGCAGUUGGCAUCACCAGGCAUACAAGUGGCCGCCGAUCAGCCUGCCACACCCGCACCCACUCUUCCCGGUUUCCUUAAUCCGCAAAACGCCAUAACACAGGUACAGAACGCCGCUCAGAGUGUGGCAAACGCCACCGCACAAGCCUUCCAAGGCGUACAACAAUUCGCUACUAAUUUGGGUACACAAUUCCAAAGCACGCUUUCCAACUUGGGUGGUCAACAGCAGCAACAGACACAACUCAGCACUGCGGACUCGACCACUGUCCGUCCGCCCGGUCCAAUCCAGUCACUUAUUAGUAACUUUGUUGGUGGCAAUCCACCCGCUGGCGCAGCAGCCGCUGCUGGUGCCACACAAAACCCCGCACAGCAACAAGGUCCUUUCCAAGGUAUAAUUACUUUCCUACAGGGUGGCAAUAGGCCACAAACUGGUGCGGCGGUAGCCGCUGCUCCCGUCGCCGCGGUCGCUACAACAGUCGACAACAAAGUGGACGAAGUAAAAAAAGACGAACAGCAGACUGAUGCACUGGUGGAGCCGGAAGAAACGCAGGGUGAGGAAGGUGAUGAGGUUGAUCAGUCCGCCAACGAAGUGCGUAACAGUGCCGAAGUAGGCUUGGACUCGUUGGAGGACAGUAAUGCUGAUCAAUUGAUCGUAGUCGAUGACGAUGGCAGUCAGCAGGAAAGGAAGGUAAAGGUUUAAUUCGUUAACUGGCGCAAACGGUAAUUAACGUUAAGUAAGUAAAAUCGUUUUCACAUUGCCAUUCGAUGAACGCUUGUGCCAAGUAUUGAAGAUUUGCGCCAUUCAACAUUAAAUUAUUUCGAAAAUUUUCCCGAUAAAAAUGAAUUUUCUUAAACUUAGUUUGUAAGUGUCGUAUCAUUGUAAGUCCAUUAAAUUCUAUUUAUUUCAUUCAUGACUGUAAUUUUAAUCGAAGAAAAAUC